CAGGGUUUUCUGGAGCCUGGAGUUGAACGCCUUUCUUUGGCAGGAAGCGAUGAACAGCUAUUACAUGAAAGUUUUUCAAAGAUGAGCUUCCAUGAUGAGUCCACCAUUACUGUGAGCGAAGAUGCCAAUGAUCUUCAUAACACAGUAAUUGAAUUUGAACACCAAGAUGAUACAUCCUGGGAAAUAGACAGUGAGGAAAGCAAUUCUGAUGAGGACUAUGUUCCCUCUAUCUGUCUUAGAACGGGUGAAGGAACUAAUGAGUUCAGAAAAAUCAAGGAGCUUAAAGUGAUUGAUCUCGAAGAGACCGUUCAUCUUACACAAGAAGAUGAAGGGAUAACCCUACAUGAAGAUCAUGUCCUUAAAUCUAAUGCUAGCAACAAAGUCAUGUGUGAGGAAGACAUAAUUGGAAAACGGGCAUCUAUUGUGUAUGAAGCACAGUUGAAAGAGUUGGUCAAGCUUCUACAGCUACCAGAGGUUAAUUGUAAAGCCUGCCAGGCUUCACCACCUUUUGAACUCCACCUGACUUCAAGGGGAACAGCAAGUAUCAUCCAAUGGAUAUGUUCAAAUGGCCACAACGUAAGGACUUGGAAUUCACAGCCCAUAUUCAAAUUUGGAAUGCAGGCAGGGGACUUCAUGAUGGCCACCAACGUUCUGCUGUCGGGAAAUAACUACUACAAAGUGGCACACCUGUUUAAUUACAUGAACAUGGGCUUUGUAGGAAAGAACACUUUUUUAAAAAUCCAGGAUACUUACUGCUUAGGAGCAAUAAAGGACAUGUGGGAGGACAACAGAUGUGCUGCAAUUCAACGUAUGAAGAGUAAGGAUGGUGUAGUUGUAUUAGCUGAUGGACGAAUGGACAGCCCCGGAUACUGUGCCCAGUAUUGCUCGUACACAGCAAUGGAGAAUGAUUCUAAGGAAAUCAUCUCAGUGGUCACUAUCGAUAAAAGGCAGACCAAUCGUAAUUCUGUAAUAAUGGAGAAAGAGGCUUUUGUAACCACAAUGGACAAGCUUCUUAGUGAAGUGCGGAUCUCAGAAAUAUGUACAGAUGCACACACACAAAUCGCAUCUAUUAUGAAUCCAAUAACUGGGCGAUAUAAGGACACUGGAGUUCUGCACUCAUGGGACAUAUGGCAUGGAGCAAAGAAUCUAGCCAAGAUGAUUACUGCAGAGGCACAGCAAUCUGGACAAAGGAUCCUGCUGCACUGGGUCAAGGACAUUGUAAAUCACUUCUGGUUCUGUUGUAAAAAGGCAGACACGGUACAGCAGUUCAUUAAACUAUGGAGCAGUGUGCUUCACCACGUUACAAAUGAGCACGAAUGGUACCUUGGUCACUGCCUGCACGGUAGCCUGCCUGAAAUCCAAGACAAGCAAUGGCUGGAGAGUGGUUCCAAAGCUCACAAGGCACUGGAAGCAAUAGUUCUAAAAAAGAGGUGGCUCACAAAUGUCCACCGAUAUCUAACUUUCAGAUCAACUUGUGAGCUGGAAUCAUUCCACAACCACUUGUUGAUGUACGUCAGCAAGCGGUUCAGCUUCUCACCACUGGUCUACGAGGCAAGAACUCUACUUGCAGCCCUUGAUUAUAACCACCAUAAGGAUCGUCCACCAAUGCUCAACAAAAAUGGCCAAAAGAUCUUUCGCAAACAGUUCCAGAAGAAAACUGGUAGAUGGACUGUAUAUGCUUUGAAGGUGCCAAAAGACUACAGUUACAUUCCUGAUUUGCAAGCGGAAAUUGUGCGCACAAGACUACAGGCUGAUGUGGGUAUGCCAAGGCGUAGGGUUCUGAGGCCUGAGGACCCCAGGAGACUAGGCCUCCUUCCAAGUGUCCCACCUCCAUCGGUUGACAGCAUUCUGGAGGCACAUGUCAGUAGAGGCAUAGAGGGGACUCUAGCCUUCAAAAGGAAGGAGAGUCGCGACCACAGACAGCACGAACACCGUCUCAGCAUGCUCUCGGCUCAGGCAUACGGAGAGCUACCACCCGCCGCGACGCACCAGCCAGAGCCCGAGAUUAAGAGGACAGAGCUGACCCUCGCCCCGGAGGAGGAGCUCCAACAGGAGUCUGACCAGGGGUGUGAGCCCACGACAUCUGAGGACGAGGGCACGCAAUCCACGGAUUAUGAGGACUGGCUGAAGGACUCUUCUGAGGAGACACCGGUUCCCACCCUAUCCCACCCGUCAUCUGCACCAUCAUCCUCAGACCCUUCCAGUGACUGUGUCUACCCUGUCGUCAACCUGUCAGAUUCCACUGCUCCACUACACUCAGCCAGUUCUCCAGCCCCGACGCUGCUAGAUGUUCGCUGCCCUACAUCGUCUCUGGGGAGGCCCCCUGACUUUGAGAUGCAGGUCAGCCCACCAUCCGCAGCACCCAGGCAUGAGGAUCUCGUGGCUCCGCCUCCAGCCUCAGUCCUCUGCACUCCUUCUCGGCCUGUCGACCUGCCGGCUCUGUCUUGGCUCCUCCCACCUACGCCUCCACCAGAGACCCUCGAACCAUCGGCUGCAGCGGGUUCCCUCGUCCUGCCGGCUCGCCCUUGGUCAGUCGUCACUCUGCCUUCGCCACGGACUUACGGUCCGUCCGCUACGCUCCGUCCCUCCACCCCUUCUGCUACAGCGGGCUCCUCCUUCCCCUCGGCGUCACCUCUGUCCUCCGUCACUCCACCUCCGCCUCUGCUCUCGGGUACUCUGGCUCCACCUCCUGUACUCGUCGCCGCGAUGUCGCCUGGGUCUCCAAGACCAGCGUCAUCGUUGGAGUCCACCGGCUCUCCGGCUGCGCCGAUGGAUCCUGCCACCAUGUCUCCGUCGGUCAUCCCCCAGCUACCAUCAGCCUCUUCUCCACCUGGUCUCUUCCAUCCGUCUACUCUGCCGUGGGCUGUCGGUACUGGACGGCUCUGGGUCUGCGCCACCAGGCCAUCUACAUCUGUGCCGUCAGGGAAUCGUCGUCGGCACCUCACCAUCCUGCCUCUCUUCUGCACUUCGUCUUCGUCUCGUCCACCACCUGAACCUCCUCCGAUUCCCCCCCUCCUCUUGUUUCCCGCCACCAAUCUGUAA
This is a messenger RNA of Rhinichthys klamathensis goyatoka, 3042 nucleotides long. RefSeq lists its product as uncharacterized. The record is from RefSeq and is a predicted model, not a curated record. Lineage: Eukaryota; Metazoa; Chordata; Actinopteri; Cypriniformes; Leuciscidae. The transcript is spliced from 14 exons. Bases 82 to 3042 code for a protein of 986 amino acids.